UCUCGGUCUAUCUAGUUUCUCUCUUACACUUGCUGUCCCGUGGAUGCUCUGUCGCUGAAAUCUUGUACCAAAUUAUCUCGUUCAGUCGUCGCGAAAAGAAGAAUGUUACGCGUUCUCACCGCUGUGCUCCGAGGUAGCACGCGCGCUGUGGCAAGCGUUCCUAUAAAAUCAGCAGAAUGUAGAAUUCCAUCAAUUUUGAAAAAAUCUGACGUUUCCAUUGUCGGGUUUAAGUCACAAACCAAAUAUUUUUCUCUGUUAUGUAAAACAUCUUUGAAUUCAACAACACACAACAAUAAUGAAACGUUGCUCAGACCAUCUGCAUCUUCGAGUGUUCCACAAAUGAAUGGCCAAGUGACAAAAAUUCCGAUCAGAACUGUAACGAAAUAUACCAGAUAUAAGGGAAAGCGACAGUCGGUCAAAACGGUGCUUCGUCGAUUUUAUAGACUCAAUUGGGGCAUAUGGAUAAGAACAAAAGCUGGUCGUCACAAAAGAUUGUGGAAAAAAAGUGCAAACCGAAAACAACGUCUGCGUCGUCAUGUAUUCACGACUGCGAGUCAGUCACGUUUAUUAGACACAAUGGUGACCAAAUUCUGGAGACGUCCUAAGUACUAUGUUGACGAUCCUUACAAUCCUUAUCACACUCGCGAUUCGUUUUAUUUAACUCGGAGAGUUCCCCGAAUCCCUUAAUGGGUGCACGGGUAUCCCGUUAUAAUAUAAGAGAAUGAAAAAUAAAACAUGGGUCCGCUGCAA
Messenger RNA from Venturia canescens, 750 nucleotides. RefSeq names its product mitochondrial ribosomal protein L35 (gene mRpL35). The transcript is spliced from 4 exons. The coding region runs from base 103 to 687 and encodes 194 amino acids. Gene Ontology annotation, cellular component: mitochondrion; ribosome. Gene Ontology annotation, biological process: translation. The record is from RefSeq and is a predicted model, not a curated record. Gene Ontology annotation, molecular function: structural constituent of ribosome. NCBI's taxonomy places the organism in Eukaryota, Metazoa, Arthropoda, Insecta, Hymenoptera, Ichneumonidae.